Puntigrus tetrazona (Sumatra barb) is the source of this 1924-nucleotide messenger RNA. RefSeq names its product serine protease HTRA2, mitochondrial-like. Gene Ontology annotation, cellular component: mitochondrion. Gene Ontology annotation, biological process: positive regulation of apoptotic process; proteolysis; programmed cell death. Bases 229 to 1524 code for a protein of 431 amino acids. The transcript has 8 exons. The record is from RefSeq and is a predicted model, not a curated record. Gene Ontology annotation, molecular function: protein binding; serine-type endopeptidase activity. Lineage: Eukaryota; Metazoa; Chordata; Actinopteri; Cypriniformes; Cyprinidae.
CACUACUACUUCCGGUACUGUCCCGGACCCCGCAGAAGAGCCGAGGACCGGACAGGCGCGCCUCGACCACCGCACGUAAAGAACGUUUUAACGAAGUAUUCGUGUUUAAAGAAGAUUUGAUAUGCGUGCUCACAGAAACGAUUGCUAACACGUAAUGCGUUUGACGCAGUGGCGUUCUGCUUCCAUCGGGAUUGAGCGUUUCCCGCGAUACAUCUGAUCUGAUGCAACAUGGCAACAUCACACGUUAACAGAUGCCUCGUAAGGACAGUCACGAGAUGUCUCAAGGACGGCGGUCGGCAAACGCAUGCGAUGCCAGCGAGGGCUCUGGGACACUUCUCUGACUCCUCUCCGGGGAAAGAGCGGCACGAAGCCGUCGUUUGUCGGAGGAGCCCCGGAGGCGGCGGGCGCCUGGCAGCCGCGCUUGGGCUGGGACUCGGAGGAGCGCUGUGGUAUUUAUUAAGAGACGAGGACGGUAAAGACGCUCUACAGAGGACGGUCGCGGUCAGGAGUUUGCUAAUUGACGGCUUGCUGCCGACGGUGCAGUGCGCUUCUCCGUUUAAACCGGACAGCCCGCGGUUCAAGUACAACUUCAUCGCGGAUGUGGUUGAGAAGUCCACUCCUGCUGUAGUCUACAUCGAGAUCGUUGGGCGACACCCGUUUUCUGGCCGUGAGGUGCCCAUCUCCAACGGCUCUGGCUUCAUCAUAAGUAGUGAUGGUCUGAUAGUGACCAAUGCCCAUGUGGUCGCCAACAAGCGCGGCGUCCGUGUUAAGCUGACCAACGGAGAGACUUACAAUGCCACGGUCCAGGAUGUCGACCAAGCCGCAGACAUCGCUACCAUCAAAAUUAAUGUUAAGCAUCCCCUCCCUACGCUGCGUCUCGGUCAGUCUUCUGAUGUGCGUCAGGGUGAGUUCGUGGUUGCCAUGGGGAGCCCUUUCUCUCUUACGAACACCAUCACGUCUGGAAUCGUCAGUUCUGCCCAGAGAGGAAGUAGAGAACUGGGCCUGUCCAACUCCAACAUUGACUACAUCCAGACAGACGCUACCAUAGACUUUGGAAAUUCAGGAGGUCCCCUUAUAAACCUGGACGGUGAGGUCAUCGGCAUUAAUACCAUGAAAGUGACUGCAGGGAUUUCCUUCGCCAUUCCCUCAGACAGAGUCCGCAUCUUCCUCGAGCGCGCGGCAGACAAGCGGAAGUCCUGGUUUGGAGAAUCCGAAUCAAAACAGCGUUACAUCGGCGUGAUAAUGCUGACUUUGACCCCCAGCAUAAUCAAAGAGCUGAAGAUGCGAGACAUAUCCUUCUCUAAUGUUUCUCAUGGAGUUUUCAUCCAACAUGUUAUUUCAGGAUCUCCAGCCGAUAGAGCUGGUGUGAAACCGGGGGAUGUUGUUGUUGAGAUAAACGGGUCAAAGGUGAACUUCUCAGAGGACAUCUAUAGCGCUGUGAGAACAAGCGACAGCUUAAACAUGGUGGUCCGGCGGGGGCCCGACCUCCUCAUAUUGCACAUGACCCCCGAGCAGACGGAGUGAACUCGAGCCAAUAAAUAAGAGGAAGAAAUGGUUAGCCAGAGCGAGAAAUGAGAAGCGGAAGACGAUUCGAAUAAAUAUAGUUUGAGAUGUUUUAAGAAAGUAAUAAUUUAUAGGGCUUAACAGUAUAGUAGCGAAGCGGGACACUUAAGUUAACAUAAUUGUGCACUUUUUUUGGAAGUUAUGCUGGAUCAAUAUUAGUGUGUCCUCUUAAACUACACUGUAUCAGUAUUGUUUAUGAAGGAAUACUUCCUAAAUAUGUGAAACACGGUUUAUCAUGAGAUGAAUGAACCAUAAUAAAAGUGGGUGCUCUUAUUCGAACAUUACAGAUUUUUUGUAUUCAAUGUAUUUUAAUACUUUUUACAAACCACUGUGACUUCACAAUAAAACAUUGGAAUAUUAA